Hyaloscypha bicolor E is the source of this 927-nucleotide messenger RNA. RefSeq lists its product as uncharacterized. Lineage: Eukaryota; Fungi; Ascomycota; Leotiomycetes; Helotiales; Hyaloscyphaceae. Bases 1 to 927 code for a protein of 308 amino acids. The record is from RefSeq and is a predicted model, not a curated record. The transcript is spliced from 2 exons.
AUGGCGACAUCGUAUAACAGUGGUCCUGAGCUAGCCACGGACUUUGACCAAUGGUUCGCGAGAAAGGUGAAGGGAUCUAUUACACAAACAGACCGUAUACUCUCUCCAGAAUGGGAAAUCCUCAACCUUCGUGCCACCUUGGACAAAUCGACACCAGCUAUCGAAUGCGCACUCUUCCGGCUCCUACCAACUGAGAUAAGACUCAAAAUCUGGAGAAGCGCGCUUCCAGGACCUCGGAUUAUCUAUUUGAAACACAAUUCGAAGAUCAAUCAUGUCAUCUCUGCCCAGCGUCCUCCAGCAAUGCUCCACACUUGCCGAGAGUCUCGCGAAAUCGCCCUGAAGAAGUACAAGCCUUUCUUUGAUCCGCAAUGGUGGUGUCCACCUGGACCAGAGCCGAUUGUCUAUGUCGAUACCGAGAUCGACACCUUCUAUUUGGAUGGUAUCUCACAACGAGAAGCCUUGUGGAGGGACGAGCAGUUCUUUGAGACAUUCCGGACGGAACUUGAUGAUCUCAGCUUCCUUGCCCCUGUCAAACAUCUGUCCUUCAAUGCAAAGGGUUUUGCAGACUUCUUCUUGGCGGGAUCCAUUCUCAACUGUGGUAUUCUCUUCGUCUUUCCACACCUCGAGACGAUUACACUCGCAAUACCAACCCACCUUGUUAACGCCGCCGCCCCGCUAACGUUUCUUGACCUCAUUAACCCGGCACUCGAAAAGAAAGAUCCGACGGGUCCGAGAAGAUUUCGUACUACAGGACCAAUGGAUUUUGAGACCGAGUGCUUCAUUGGUUGCAUAUCUCCUAGGUGGGGAGUGGUGCUUCAAGGGCUGUUGGAUUGGACAGAGUCGAGACUAGAAGCAUUAUCAGAGAUGGUAGGGUGGAAGGCACCGAAAGUUGAGAUCAAAGUGCUGCUGAGAAAUGAGAAAGAAUAG